Molecule: messenger RNA, 3054 nt
Organism: Vicia villosa (hairy vetch)
Lineage: Eukaryota; Viridiplantae; Streptophyta; Magnoliopsida; Fabales; Fabaceae
Product: putative pentatricopeptide repeat-containing protein At1g12700, mitochondrial
Exons: 3
Coding region: 132-1751 (539 amino acids)
Molecular function (GO): protein binding
Source: RefSeq, a predicted model, not a curated record
AUUACUAUCUCACUGCAUCACUCCAAUUCAACAUUUUAGGGUUUUCUUCCGUUUCAAUUCCAAUUCCAGAUUUUAGGUUUUCUUUUAUUUCAAUUCCAAUUUGUUGAGUGUGCCGAGCGACAAAGACAACAAUGUCGUUUUCAAGGAACAACACGUUUUUAAGGUACGCUGUUUCUGUUUCCAUUCCCAAUUCAAGAUCAUACUCUCACUGUCUCCAACAUUUCAAUAAUGAUGAUGCUGUUUCCUUGUUCAAUCAAUUGCUCCAUAAGAAACCAACACCAUGCGCCCUUGAAUUUGGCAAAAUUUUAGGUUCUCUUCUCAGAGCCAAACAUUACCCUACUGUUGUUUCUCUUUAUCAACAAAUGGAAUUGAAUAGAGUUACUCCUGGUUUUGUAACUCACAACAUUCUCAUCCAUUCUCUUUCUCAAUUGGGUCAUGUUACUUUUGCUUUUUCUGUUUUCGCAAAGAUUCUCAAGAGAGGUUAUCACCCAAAUGUCAUAACCUUCAAUACACUCAUCAAGGCUCUCUGUCUCAAAGGUGACCUCCUUAAAGCAUUGCAAUUUCAUGACACCUUGGUAGCACAGGGGUUUCAGCUGGACCAUGUUAGUUACGGAACGUUGUUGAAUGGUUUAUGCAAAGCCGGACAAACAACGGCAGCCCUACAGUUGCUUAGACAAGUCGAUGGAAAAUUGGUUCAACUUGAUGUGAUAAUGUACAAUACAAUCAUUAAUAGUAUGUGCAGAGAUAAUCUCGUUAAUCAUGCAUUUGAUUUAUAUUCUGAAAUGGUUGCUAAGAAAAUUACUCCUGAUGUUUUCACUUACAAUGCUUUAAUGAGUGGCUUUUGCAUUGCUGGUAAAUUGGAAGAAGCAAUUCGUGUGCUUAAUAAAAUGACAUUGGAAAACGUCAGCCCGGAUGUGUAUACUUUUAAUAUAUUGGUGGAUGCUUUUUGUAAAAAAGGAAAGGUGAAAGAAGUGAAAAAUGUGUUAGCUAUGAUGCUUAGAAAAGACAUUAAACUUGAUAUUGUUACUUAUAAUUCUUUAAUGGAUGGGUAUUGUCUUGUAAAUGAAGUGAACAAGGCCAAUGAUAUAUUCAACAUUAUGUUUAAAAGGGGAGUGAAUGCUGAUGUUUGGAGCUACAAUAUCAUGAUUAAUGGAUUCUGUAAGAUUAAAAUGGUAGACGAAGCUAUAAGUCUCUUCAAUGAAAUGCAUUGCAGAAAAAUCAUUCCUAAUACAAUAACUUACAAUUCUCUUAUUGAUGGCUUGUGCAAAUUGAGGAGAAUCUCAUAUGCUUUGGAGCUUGUCGAUGAGAUGCGUGAUAGAGGUCAACCACCAGAUAUAAUUACUUGGAAUUCUAUAUUAGAUGCUUUGUGCAAAAAUCAUGAUGUUGACAAGGCUAUUGCAUUAUUUAAAGAAUUUAAAGACAAAAGUAUUCAACCUAAUGUGUGCACAUACACUAUUCUUAUCGAUGGAUUGUGUAAAGGUGGAAGACUAAAGGAUGCACGAAAGGUUUUCGAAGAACUUUUGGUCAAAGGCUACAAUCUUAGUGUCUAUACAUAUACUGUUAUGAUCCAUGGACUUUGUAACAAAGGCUUGUUUGAAGAAGCAUUGGCCAUGCUGUCAAAAAUGAAAGCUAGUAGUUACAUUCCAAACGCUGUUACUUAUGAAAUAAUCAUCCGUUCCCUUUUUGCUAAAGACGAAAAUGAUAAGGCAGAGAAACUUCUUCGUGAAAUGAUUGCAAGAGGUCUAUUGUAAGGCUGAAACUAGGAUUGGAGAUUAACUGCAUGUACGGCGUGUGGCCAAGAUCUCCAUGUGCGGCAAAGUAACGUGUUCUAAAAUCUGAGUUUGAAGUUUGAUGUUUGAUUUUGUGUUCUUCAUUUAUCCUACUCAGUUCUUGAUGUUGUAGUUACUUUGAGUUUGUUAAUCUUGCUGUGAACUCGUGUUCUGAGUUUGAUGAGUAGCCCUAAAUUUAAAGGAGUAUGGCCAAGACAGAUUGCUAUAUAGUUUCAGAACAGGAGGACUAGGUUGAAGACCAAGCAUUUGGAAUAAAGACAAUAACAAUAUGAAACUUUCAAGGCGAGUAGAAUCAAAAUCUUCAGACAGAGGUUUUCUUACAUCAACUAAAGUUUGUGGUUUACCUCAAGGGAAUAUAAUGUUUAGUAUCUUCUUUAUCUGAAUAUGAUUAGACAAGGAAAUUGCACUUUAGAACUACGGCGGUACCACUGUCAUAGUUUUGCAGUCAUAUGCUUGUGAAUCUUUGAAAGUUUGGGACAAUUAUGCGGGUCCUUUCUUAGGAUGGUACAAGGCCAUAUACUAAUAUAUCAGGCUGGUUGAGAGUGUUCCGAGAGAUGAUUUGUUGAACAUGAAAAUGCAUUUGAAUAUUAGUUUGGAUUCACCGAUUCUAGAACAUGUACUCCGAUGCCCUGCUCCUCCAUAUAUAGCUGUAUCAUUCUGAGAUGAGUGGUUAUUUCACACUCCCAUCCAUAACAUUCAUGCACAUAAUUGUUAUAACUUAUAAUUGCACUUGCUACAGGUUUGGGGAAGAAUUUGAAGUGCGACGACAAACCUGCGGCAUGGACCUUCAGCUAUGAUGAUCCUGCAGUGUAGACCUCCAUUUGUGAGGAACCUGCGAGUGAGAUUAAGUUUGAAGGAUUGCGGCCAAAACAGAUUGGUAUAUGGUUUCAGAAGGAGUGUGGCCAAAAUAGAUUGUUCAAGAACUGUCUAAAAUCUUUGACUGAAGUGGGGAAUUACAGCAGAAAAUGGUGGUACUGUGCUAAGGCCUUUCAGAAAAAGGGAUUUGAUGUUGUUUUGUGUCCUGGAGAACUACCUGUACUAUGAGAAUGUGUCUGAUAGUAUGUUGUAUAGGACCAUCAGACCAAAGAGAUUAUAAUUUUCUUUUUAAAAUUUCUAGUCAAAUGUUGAUGUAUUUUUAAUUAUAAUACUACUUUGCUUCCCUGUAAUAAUAGUUCAACAUUUUUCUACUGUCAAAAUGCUUGUAUUUUGCGAGAAAACUAAUCUGAAACACCACUCAACUUAAGCAUUAAAAAUAAAUAUUUUU